AUGUCGGUACAGGUCACAGUUUCCCUCCUCAGCGGCAAAACUGUUUCCAUCGAUGUGGACUCCACUUCCUCCGUCGGAGAACUUCGCAAAGACGCUCAGAGCCAGCUAGGCAUCGGGUCGAGUCGCUUGAUGAGAGCAGGCCCGGAAGAGCUAAGGCAUGCGAUGACCGUGCAGGAAGCAGGUCUAGUCAAUGGGGAUGAGCUGCAGUUGAUUCGGAAACAGCUAGAAAUCUCUAGUCGCCGCGGAAGUGCCGGUUUUGCCCUACUGAAAAGCGACGGCUCCGUGGUUACUUGGGGCGGACGCUUUGGUGCCAGCGACAGCAGUGCGGUUCAGGGGCAGCUGCAGAACGUGCAGAAGGUCCAGGCUUCGUGUGCCUCAUUCGCUGCACUGCUGGACGAUGGAUCCGUGGUGACUUGGGGGAGAGCUGUUGAUGGCGGUGAUAGUAGCCAAGUUCAGCACCAAUUAAAAGGCGUGCGGAAGAUUCAGGCUUUCGAUUGCGCGUUUGCUGCGAUUCGUGAUGACGGAUUCGUCGUCACCUGGGGCGACCCCAGUGUCGGUGGCGAUAGCAGCCAUGUGCAGCAUCAGUUGAAGGAUGUACGGCAGAUCCAGGCUUCGUUACAUGCCUUGGCGGCCUUGUUGGGUGAUGGAUCUGUG
Symbiodinium necroappetens is the source of this 654-nucleotide messenger RNA. NCBI's taxonomy places the organism in Eukaryota, Dinophyceae, Suessiales, Symbiodiniaceae. The record is from the annotation of a GenBank genome assembly.